Messenger RNA from Verticillium dahliae VdLs.17, 1410 nucleotides. Its product is annotated as PH domain-containing protein. The record is from RefSeq and is a predicted model, not a curated record. NCBI's taxonomy places the organism in Eukaryota, Fungi, Ascomycota, Sordariomycetes, Glomerellales, Plectosphaerellaceae. The coding region runs from base 1 to 1410 and encodes 469 amino acids. The transcript is spliced from 3 exons.
AUGAGCGCUACUCCGACUGAGCUGCCAUCGAGGGCGGCCACUGGCCUGACCACCGCAAGCACCAACGAUGGUGCCUUCUCCGACACUGAUCCCACCAGCACCGCUGGCCUUCUAAGCGAGCGCCUUCAGGCAUGGAAGCAUGCUGUUGGUUAUCUCGAGGACUACAUGGGCGCGAUUGAGAAGAUUCACCGCGCUCAGGCUAAGGAGUAUGAGCGCGCUCUGAAGACCAUCUCGAACCCUCUUAAGGAGGGCCACCACUUCGAUCAGUCUCUCGGCGGAAUCGCCGGCUACUUCGAAAACAUGCGCUCCAACACCCAGGCCCUGAUCAACACCAACAUUGAGACCGAGAAGUCGAUCAAGGGCUCUGUCCUGCCUGUUCUUGACCGUCUACACAAGGAGAUCAAGGCCAAGAGCAAAGAGUUGACCAGCGGUGUUGAGAAGACGGCCAAGGAAGUCGAGAAGGCCCGCAACAACACUCAGAAGCACAUUGAGCUUCUCGGUCAACAGACCGCAUCCUACGAGUCCUCUGGUGGCAAGAUCCACGGCUCUGACGAUCCCUACGUUGUCAACCGUGGUGUUCUGCACCGCCUCCAUAAGCAGUCCAGGGUCAUUCAGCAGGCCAUGGAGUCCUUCAACCUCCUCGCCGGCGGCCAGGGCGAGAAGACGCGCGCCCUGCACUACGACAUGCUGCAGUCCAUUCAAUCCGUCGUGCCCGAUUUCGAGUGGCGCGGCUUCACCACCCGCUCCGCUGACCGCCUUAUCAACCCCAACGACCCCGCCCGCUCCGUUGACGACAUUCAGUUCCCCAACAUGUCCCACCCAGCCACCAAGCCCCUCAUCGAGGGAUCGCUUGAGCGCAAGUCGCGUAACAAGCUGUCGUGGGGCUAUACGACCGGCUACUACGUUGUCACACCUUCCAAGUUCCUCCACGAGUUCAAGGACUCGGACAAUGCUCGCGUCGACCCCAAGCCCGAACUGUCGAUCUACUUGCCCGACGCCAUCAUUGGCGCUCCUUCUGGCGAAAAGUUCAACGUCAAGGGCAAGGAUCGCAGUGGCGGCAUGAGCGCCAAGCUGACCGGCACUGCCGAGUUGGCUUUCAAGGCCCACACUCCCUCCGACGCGCAGCGUUGGUUCGACAUUAUCAGGGGCGUUGCCGGCGCUACCGGACCCGCAGAGCCGACUUCACCGUCGUCGCCCGUCGUGGAUCAGGAUGCCAAGUUUGCUGCCGUCACGCCGCCGGGUCCCGCUUCGCCCGUUGCAGGCCACGAAGCACAACAGUCGGGAGUACUGGCGGCACCGGACGAGAAGCCUCCUGUGCAGGCUGCCCCUGCUCAGGCUGCUCCUGCUCAAGCGGCACCAGCCGCAGCACCGGCUCCUGAGAAGGCUGGAGCUGCCCCCCCUGCUUUCUAG